AUGAUGCUGUCUGGCGUAGCAGAUAUUUUCCUGAGAAAACUCUCUUGCUGUCUCACCCUCUUCCUUCUUGUCACAAAGGGGGUCAGUCCAGCUCAUCUAGAAAUACAACCGCAGGACUCUGAAGACACUUUCCCUCCACUCUGGCAAUUAGCGCCUGAAAACUUUGAAGAUUAUCCUGUCCAAGGCCACAAGACUGUCAUCAAUCUCUGGAACUACUUAGAGAGAUUGGGAAUAUAUAAGAUCUUGCUUAAAUUCUCAGCUAAAUAUUUCAGUGGACUUGGACCUGACAAUGUCACCAAUAUCUUAUGGGGAUUGCCAUUACAGCAUGGCUGGCAAUACAGAACAGGCAGAUUAGCAGAUCCCUUAAAUGCCACAGGGUGUGGCCAUAUGGAUGGAGACCGUCUGUGCAUAUCUGUAUACAGCUGGUGGGCUUGUAUGAAUUACUACCUGACAGCUUUUCCCUUUCUUGGGGCACUGGAUAGUGGCUUUUUUGGGGAGCUACCAUAUGAGAUAGAACUAAUACCACCAGAUGAACAAAGAACAGAUUUCUGCCACAGCAUUGCUGAAUGCAAUACCCAAGUGCCAAAAAUCAUGUCUGUCUGGAGGGAUUUCUUCAAGUAUCUCCUAUCUACUGCACCAAACUCUGAAACAGCUACAAGUUGUCUUUUCUCAGAAGAUGAAGCCCUAAGUUACAUGUGGAAAGCUCACACUCUCUCUCUUAAUUCUGCAUUUCCAAAGUUUCAAAAAAGACUACAAUACCUCAGUGGACCUGAAAGCAGUUUUGGAGUGGCCUGGUCUACCGCAGUAUAUUUCCUUGCAGCCGCUCAUUUUCCUACAAACCUUAAUGUUACAAAUCAUUUCCAGACUGGAUUACCACCUCGAAUACUUUUGGAAAGAGACAAAAUACCCUUCAUUGGUGACUUCACACCUCUGCAGAAUAAAGUGCUAUUUCUUCUUGAGAUUCUUCAUACCACAAAUAAGAAUACGGGGAAUGUUCUACUGCUGUUAUGGAAAGGAGCCAUGUCCACCGAAGGAGGAAGACGUUUUGCUCGCAAUCUUCUUGAAAAGAUCUUUUCUGCGAAUUCUGUGGAAUAGCUCAGCUCUACCCCACACAAAUAAUUAGUUUCACAAUUCGCCCAAUGGUGUAUCACGUUGUGGAUCCUCUUGACUGUCUGGAUGAGGUGGUUUGGCUUCACUUUAGUGAGGCAUUUCAUGAUGUUGAAGAGACACAGUUCCUGUUGAGUUCUUGAAGAGGCACUUUGCCUUGCCUUAAAACCUUAACUAGCAGUCACCCAAAAGCUUCUUCUGACUCUGGAACUGUUAUUCAAGGUCUUUGAAGAAAAGCUAAAGAAAGCCAUACUUAUGCAACUGCUUUACUCUUAGUAGGUGGGGGGUUCACCUUGCUCUUGAUGCAUCUUCAGAGCUUUCACUCAAGGCAACCUUGUUUGCAAUGAAUGGUGCCUUCAAAAAGCUGCAUAUCUCUUCUAUUUACUGCCUUCUGUUUGGUUCAGUGUUGUUUGGAAGACUUUAGCUUUAUCAUGAAUAAAUUUUAAAAAGUAAAGAAAUUGAAACUAACUUCA
Messenger RNA from Candoia aspera, 1580 nucleotides. It is a transcript of the gene C1H6orf58, whose product is annotated as chromosome 1 C6orf58 homolog. The transcript is spliced from 6 exons. NCBI's taxonomy places the organism in Eukaryota, Metazoa, Chordata, Lepidosauria, Squamata, Candoiidae. The record is from RefSeq and is a predicted model, not a curated record. Bases 1 to 1095 code for a protein of 364 amino acids.